GUCCUUUCUCCGUACACAGAGCUGCGUGUGGUGAGCAGAAUGUUGCUGAUACAAGUGUUUAUCCUCGUACUGCUCUGCACAGGUAUCAAAAGUAGUUCAGAAUCCUCAGAUGAAAGCAGUGAUGAAACAGACAAUGCAGGUACAGCAUUUUCUUUUCCAUUUCUCCAGUUAGAAAGGAUGGCACAUAGGAAUAGGAAGAUCCCAAAACCUUUCUUGGAAGGAGAGAACAUGUGGAAGAACUGGGCGUUGGAGGUUCAGGAAAAACUGAAGAAGCUUGAAAAGGCACAGAAUGGUCCUCUGGCCCCCAAGGGGAGUAGCGGUGUCUGGAGAGGGUGUAGCGGCAGGAACAUCUGCAAAGGUGGGGGCAGCAGAACAGCGGGUAUAUCAGCCCAGUGGCUUCAUUGGUCAGAAAGCAAGCUCAACAAGUAAGGAGCAGAGAAAGAAGGUGGUGACAACGCAGCAGAGAAGGCAUGGAAUCCAAAGUAGUUCAGAAUCCUCAGAUGAAAGCAGCGAUGAAACAGACAAUGCAGCUAUCAAAAAUAUUUCAGAACCCUCAGAUGAAAGCAGUGAUAAAACAGAUGAUGAGGUUGAGGAAAGGGAAUUAGAUAGUAACGAGAGUAGAGGAAGUAACGAGAGAGGAGGAAGUAACAUGACAGGAGGAAGUAACGAGAGAGGAGGAAGUAACGAGACAGGAGGAAGUAACGAGACAGGAGGAAGUAACGAGACAGGAGGAAUUAAUGGGACAGGAGGAAGUAACAUGACAGGAGGAAGUAACGAGACAGGAGGAAUUAAUGGGACAGGAGGAAGUAACAUGACAGGAGGAAGUAACGAGAGAGGAGGAAGUAACGAGACAGGAGGAAGUAACGAGAGAGGAGGAAGUAACGAGAGAGGAGGAAGUAACGAGACAGGAGGAAGUAACGAGACAGGAGGAAGUAACAAGACAGGAGGAAGUAACGAGACAGGAGGAAGUAACGAGACAGGAGGAAUUAAUGGGACAGGAGGAAGUAACAAGACAGGAGGAAGUAACGAGACAGGAGGAAGUAACGAGACAGGAGGAAUUAAUGGGACAGGAGGAAGUAACAUGACAGGAGGAAGUAACGAGACAGGAGGAAGUAACGAGAGAGGAGGAAGUAACGAGAGAGGAGGAAGUAACGAGACAGGAGGAAGUAACAAGACAGGAGGAAGUAACGAGACAGGAGGAAGUAAGGAGACAGGAGGAAUUAAUGGGACAGGAGGAAGUAACAGGACAGGAGGAAGUAACAGGACAGGAGGAAUUAACAUGACAGGAGAAAUUAAUGGGACAGGAGGAAGUAGCGGGACAGGAGGAAGUAACAUGCCAGGAGGAAGUAACGAGACAGGAGGAAGCAAUGGGACAGGAGGAUCCAAUUCCACAGGUCACUUGAAUAUCAUCAUCCCUUGUGUUGUUAUUUUGUUGCUGCUAAUGAUUUCUGCUACAGUCUUUGUUUUAUGGAGAAAGAAGCACAGGAGACAAGAAAGUGCAGACGAUGCAGAAACUGGAAGACGUUAUGAGGCUCUGACCACUGUUUAUAAUGAAGCAAAGAUUCCAGAAAUUAAAGAACUGCCUGUGAUGACCACAAACACACAGAACCUCUAUGCGGAACUAAUUUUCCGGCCACAGCCCAGAACCACACUACUUGUGAAUAAUCAGUGGCUUAUGCACCGUUGGUUUUGA
Bombina bombina (fire-bellied toad) is the source of this 1693-nucleotide messenger RNA. RefSeq lists its product as uncharacterized. Bases 290 to 1693 code for a protein of 467 amino acids. The transcript is spliced from 10 exons. The record is from RefSeq and is a predicted model, not a curated record. NCBI's taxonomy places the organism in Eukaryota, Metazoa, Chordata, Amphibia, Anura, Bombinatoridae.